AUUCAACUAUUAAUUGCGUGGCUACAUAUACUCCCAUCAAAUACUUGGUUACCAAAUCCACCACUAUAAAAAAACCAAACUACCCACCUCUAGAAUAAAAUAACGUCAUUUUUCUAAUCAUCUUUCAAUUAAAAUUUGUCAGUAGUGAUCGUGCAUUUCUUCUUUCAAAAGUAAUCAAAUACGGAGUAAUUUGUAAUUCAAUUAGGAAAAUAAAUUGCUAAAAUAAUGUCGAUAAUCUCGCAAUUUUGCCUACUGCCGGUAAAAUCCCACACUUCACCUUCACAAACCCAACAGUUUACCACCAAAUCCCGGCUCCUUUCUCCAACCCCACUAAACUCGACCCUUUUGAGCUCAGGGGCAAAAAGGGAAAUCUCAACCAUCACUGUGAAAGCAGCAGCGUCAUCAGAGUCAUUUGAGUGGGGAUCAGAAAAACCCACCACCAGCAGCAACGGCGGUGCAGCGAUUGCAGUUGCGGAUGAGGAGACGGCAGUGGAUGUGGAUGAGAAUUCUAGGUUGAAGCAACAACUGGUGGAUUCGUUUUACGGGACAGAUAGAGGGUUGAAAGCAAGCAGUGACACGAGGGCGGAGGUUGUAGAGUUGAUUACGCAAUUAGAAGCGAAGAAUCCAACACCUUCUCCUACUGAUGCUCUUUCUCUUCUCAAUGGCAAGUGGAUUUUAGCAUACACAUCAUUUUCUGGCUUGUUCCCACUGCUUUCCCAGGGGAAAUUACCACUUGUCAAAGUGGACGAAAUCUCACAGACUAUUGAUUCUCAAAAUUUAACUGUCCAGAACUCGGUGCAGUUUUCAGGUCCCCUGGCUACCACUUCUCUCAGUACCAAUGCCAAGUUUGAAGUCCGCAGCCCCAAACGUGUUCAGAUCAAGUUUGUUGAAGGAAUCAUUGGCACUCCCCAGAUAACCGACAGCGUAGUUUUACCUGAGAAUGUAGAGUUUCUGGGGCAAAAAAUUGAUCUUACACCUUUGAAGGGCUUGUUUAACUCAGUACAGGACACUGCUUCAUCAGUUGCAAGGUCAAUUUCCAGUCAACCACCGUUGAAAUUCAACAUUAAUCAAAAUGAAGGGUCGUGGUUGCUUACUACCUACCUCGAUCAAGAGCUUCGAAUCUCAAGGGGUGACGGAGGCAGUGUGUUUGUUUUCGUAAAGGAAGGAAGUGCUCUUUUGUCUCCCUAAACAAAGCUUAAUGCCUCUUAAUUAAUUAGUAUACACUGCAAUCUAGACUGGGUUACAUACUAUAUAUGUAGUCGCAAUAAAGCCACCCGUAUUUGGUUCAAAUGAUUAUACAGAAUGGUAACUAGCUUGAACUGCUACUUGUAUAUGUUGAACUGCUACUUGUAUAUGUAUAUAGUUCAAAGAGAUGCUGUAAUAUGCUUUCAGUGAUUAUAUACAGUAAAUUUCAGUCAGUCAAAUACAAGAAAGAUGAGGUUUUUAUUUAUUCCCA
This is a messenger RNA of Spinacia oleracea (spinach), 1456 nucleotides long. Its product is annotated as plastid-lipid-associated protein, chloroplastic-like. The transcript has 3 exons. The record is from RefSeq and is a predicted model, not a curated record. Bases 226 to 1188 code for a protein of 320 amino acids. NCBI's taxonomy places the organism in Eukaryota, Viridiplantae, Streptophyta, Magnoliopsida, Caryophyllales, Amaranthaceae.